Messenger RNA from Pseudomassariella vexata, 2039 nucleotides. RefSeq names its product general substrate transporter. Gene Ontology annotation, molecular function: carbohydrate:proton symporter activity. The transcript has 9 exons. Gene Ontology annotation, cellular component: membrane. The coding region runs from base 211 to 1776 and encodes 521 amino acids. Lineage: Eukaryota; Fungi; Ascomycota; Sordariomycetes; Amphisphaeriales; Pseudomassariaceae. The record is from RefSeq and is a predicted model, not a curated record. Gene Ontology annotation, biological process: carbohydrate transport; transmembrane transport.
CUAUCCACGCUGCAGAGUAUACAGCAAUAUCCAGCUAUUUCGCUGACUUGUUGAGUUUCUGCAACAAUUUCAGGCUGCCGGAGAUCGCUGAUAUAUAUGAACACGCAAUGCAGGCCGCUAUAGGGAAGAGAGCAACAUUAGCCCAAGCAUGCACGACUUGCUCUGUACUUUUGGACCGACUCCUCCGACUUACACGAAACUCGAGACACAAUGGCGGGCGUAGCAGAAAAUGGAGUGGCCGACAAUAUCGUCCAUCGCAUGGCGAUAGAGGAUAAGGUGCCGUGGUACAGGAAGAAGAACCUGCGAUACCUUUACUUUAUGCUAUUUCCAUGCCUCAUGGGCAUCGAGAUGACCUCCGGGUUCGACUCGCAGGUCAUCAACGCUGUUCAGAUCGUUCCGGCGUGGAAUUCAUAUUUCGGACAUCCUCAAGGAGGGCUGAAAGGCAUCCUCGCCUCAGCACUUCCACUGGGAUCCUGUAUCGGCCUUCCUCUGAUUCCAUACGUCAACGACGGGUUUGGUCGACGAUGGUGUGUCAUGUUUGGCUCGGUCAUCAUGAUCAUUGGGUCGCUCAUCCAAGGAUUCUCUAUUAAUGCCCCAAUGUACAUCAUCUCGCGACUCAUCAUCGGGUUCGGACUUCCUUAUGCCAUUGUUGCUGGGUCGAGCUUGAUCGGCGAGCUUGCGUAUCCCAAGGAGAGAGCUAUUAUGACCUCUUUGUUCAAUGCUGCGUACUUUAUCGGCGCCAUUGUGGCCGCUGGUAUCACGUUUGGGACGCAGACCAUUGCCUCGGAUUGGUCAUGGAGGGUCCCCUCACUCCUUCAAAUGUCCCCUUCGAUCUUUCAAGUCUCCUUGAUAUUCUUCCUCCCCGAAAGCCCUCGCUAUCUCAUCAGCCAAGACCGCCACGAAGAAGCCCUCAAGAUACUCGUCAAGUACCAUGGCGAAGGCGACGAAGCCUCGGAAUUUGUCAAGGCCGAAAUGGCCGAGAUUAAAACCACUAUGUCGAUAGAGAUGGACUUCGCCAAACGCUCCUGGCUCGACAUGGUCAACACAGCUGGUAACCGGCGCCGUCUCGCCAUCGGAGCCCUUGUCGGCGUCAUGACCCAGCUCUCGGGAAACGUCGUCAUUUCGUACUACACAAGCGAUAUCCUCGCCAUGGUCGGCUAUACGGACCCGGCGUUCCAGGCCAAGUUCAAUAUUGGGAACCAGUGCAGCAGUGGGGUUUUCGCUUCCAUCGCCGCGUUAGUCGUUAUGCGGUUCCGCAGGCGGACUAUGUACCUGACGUCUAUUCUGAGUAUCUUGGUCAUUUACGUGGCGUGGACAAUCUCCGCGGCUGAGUAUCUAAAUGCCAACUCGCAGGUGGCGGCCAAGUUGUGUCUCUUCUGGAUUUAUGCAUACCAGCCUUGUUACAAUAUCGGGUUUAAUGCGCUCACGUACACCUUUUUGGUCGAGGUUUUCCCCUACGCCUCGCGAGCUCGCGGCCUUGCCGUGUAUCAGUUCUUUGGAAAGGCUGCACAGUUUUUCGGCACGAACGUAAACCCCGUGGGACUUGACCCCGUCCACGGCAUCGGCUACAAGUUCCUGAUCGUGUAUUGUUGCUGGAUCGCCGUUGAGGCGUUCCUGAUCUGGUGGCUGUGGCCAGAGACUUCGAACCGCACCCUAGAGGAGCUUACUUUCUUGUUUGAGGACGAGGAGCGCGCUCAUCGUGCGACGGCGGCUGUAGAGAAGCAGAUCCAUCACGAGGAUGCGGGACCGCGUGUUUCUGUGAAGGAGGAAGCUUGAUCACUUGAGGAGCUUUUGGCUGACGUCGAGUGAUGAUUUCCUCGCUACAGCAGUGACGGGAAGGAAUUUGUGCGUCAGCGGCACUAUGGCUGAGAAAGCUGAUAUGCUGCUUUGACAACGCAGUUAUGGGCUCAAGGACCUGCCUGGCCUUGGUCGGUGAUCCUACAUUGUUAAGGCAAUGCUCGACAUCUCCAGGCUGUUGUAGACUACGCCCAGCUGCCUGACCUAGCUACCGGGAUAUACAAAAAUGUACACCUCACCCC